Molecule: messenger RNA, 2922 nt
Organism: Phialemonium atrogriseum
Lineage: Eukaryota; Fungi; Ascomycota; Sordariomycetes; Cephalothecales; Cephalothecaceae
Exons: 3
Coding region: 101-2467 (788 amino acids)
Biological process (GO): DNA-templated transcription; regulation of DNA-templated transcription
Molecular function (GO): DNA-binding transcription factor activity, RNA polymerase II-specific; DNA binding; zinc ion binding
Source: RefSeq, a predicted model, not a curated record
ACCGAAACUCCUCCGAUAAGUCGCCUGCCAGCGAGGUAUUCCCGGAGUCUUGCCGUCAGAAACAACGCCGUUUUCUGGAUUUCUGGUUGGGGGUAGGGGCAUGUCGCCGAGCUAUCCUGUGGCGUCGCCGGCGUCUGCCGGGGCUGCCGAGGCUGCAUCGACAACACCACAGACCCAUCAACAUGCAACCCUCUCUCCGCAUCAACACCCGCCGCAUCACCAGUUUGACAAUGGCGGCUUGUCAUCGUCAGUGGCCCAGUCCGCUACUGCUGCCGAAGCAGCAGCAGUGGCGGCAGCAGCAACAACAAUCCACCAAGGCUUGCGAGCUCUCCAAGCUGCGCCUGCCGUUGCCGGCGCCGCGCCCGGACAGAGUCCGGUGACGCAUCAGUAUCCGCCGCCGCUGCAUCCUCAUAAUGAUUCCCACUACUCACCGGGGACUUCGCUCUCGCCAGCCCAGCAACAUCACAAGGGAACCAGGCUUCGACGGGCCUGCGAUAUGUGCAGCCAGCGCAAAGUCAAGUGUGACGAGUCCGGUCCUCCCUGCCGCCAGUGCCUCGACCUGAAAGUCGAGUGCACCUUCAAUCGAGAAAUGAAACGGCGUGGCCCACCGAAUAAGCACGCCGAAGCCGCGAAGGCAGCCAAGCGACCAAGACUGGAACCGAACCUGGGCCCGUCACCCCACACUGCUGCAAGCACCCUGAUCUCCAUCGCUGCGAAUCCCGGGUCUGCCGUGAUCGGGAGCGCGCUGGAUGCCGAGCUGAUCGCCCCGUGGCCGGUUCUAGAGCUCCUGGUGGACGACUUCUUCACCUACAUCCACCCGCUUACCCCGUUCCCACACGAGCCCACCUUCCGAGAGUCGUUCCGGAACCGAGAAGACCGCACUAGCUGCGAGUUCCUGGCCCUGCUCGCGAGCAUGAUCGGCUUCCUGGUGGCCUCGUUCCCUCGGACGGCGAGGCUCCACCUCAAGAAACAGCACAGCGGCAACCUUUUCCCCCGUGCAAUCACCAUGAUAGAGAGGUGCCGUCUCGUGGCUCUCGAAGCGCGGGGUCCUCUGUUCACAAGCAAGGACGAGGUCACAGUCUACGAUGCUGCUACGAGUUAUUUCCUGGGAGUGGCUGCUGCCUACACCAUGCAUUACAAGAUUUGUCGCAGAUUCAUGGCCGAGACCAUGAACUUCAUUCGGGAGCUGGGCUAUCACCGACCCCCUGACGUGGGCUCUUCCAUGUUUCAUGUCACUUAUCGUGGCCCGGGGUUUGACCAUGUCAAAGACCAGAUUGGGAAACGUAUCUUUUGGGUUAUGUUUCUGGGUAUUCGUUCUGUUUCCCAGCUUGGAACACACACAGAGAUAGCUCUCCCCCCACCAACGCCGAGCGACCCCUACCCCGAGUUUCCCGCAGAGGUGGAUGACCAGUAUAUCCUGCAGCAUCAAAUUCUCGGCCAGCCAGAGGGGACGAUCUCGCUUCUGACCGGGUUCAACCAGGCCAUCAAGAUCUACAUGACGAUGAAUGGCUUGGUUAGUGUUGAGCUGUCGUACGGCAUUACAUCUCUCCCCUGGCCAGACCAGAAGAACAUGCUCGUCGACUGCCUGCAGGCCGCCAAGCAAGUCAUGGAUGACCUGCCUCGGGAGCUGACCCUGGAGACUUCCACACCGCAAGGCGGUGGUCCUUCCUCAUCCAGCACGGGUACCCCCAACGCGUUUCCCGCUCCUUCGUCCGACAUGUUCGACGACGCCCCCGGCUACCAAUACCAGCCGCCAGCCUUCCCGGCGGCGCAGCCUCCCAACGACAUCAGGCACGUCAUCGUGGCGCACCCCAUGCGCCGCAGACUCUUACAGUACGAGAUCCAGAAGGCCAACAUCUACGCGUCCCAGCUGGCCACACGCUCGUACUACGUCGAGCGCUACCUCAACCUCCGCGACGUCCACCGGGAGCACUCGCGCAACCAGGCGGUCUACGCGGGCGGCGGCGGCGUCAACGGCGGUUUUGGCUCUGCGGACGAUCACCAGGGCAACAAGGACGCAGUCGCGGCGGCGGCGGCGGCUGUGCACGCGGCGGCGGAGCAAUCGGACCCCGUGGACGGGGCCAUGACGUCAGAGCGGGAGCACAUCGUGCACAACCUGGUCGAGGUGCUCACGUCGAUCCCGCAGCGGAACCUGGAGCCCAACGGGGCAUCGGUCAUCACCAAGAUCCGGCAGGUGGCGUCGACGCUCCUCAACGACGCGCCCGAGCGCAAGGGCCCCGUCGCCGUCAAGGCGGACGAGUACCUGCACGGCUUCGUCGGCAUCCUCAUGCGGCUCGAGAAGACGGGGCCCGGGACGGGCAGGCACGGCGGGCAGUUCGGCGGGGCCAUGUCCGGGGGAGGGGGCGCCAUGACGCCGCAGGACGAGGAGGAUGAGCUGCGCAGCUGGGCGGACCUUCGGGAGUUCCAGCUGCGGCUUAUGCAGCACGGAGGGUUCUUGGGCAUAUGAAACCUCCUGACUUGCCUCGUGGUUUGCAGAGGUGCCGCCAGCAUGGGCGGCGAAUUAUCCUCCGUUUAUUGCUGAACAAGCAUUACUAUUACGAUAAUAUUGGGUCACAUUUUCUUAUUUUGGUGGUCUACAUUUGUCUUCCUCUCGUCCUCACCGCCGUCGUUGUCUCUCGGUCGAUGUCCCAAUCUUGCUCCGUUCGGGCCUAGGUGCCGGACAAGGAGACCAGUCUGCCCAACGGGGAAACGGUGUGAUGAAGCAGACGGGCGACGUUAUUUUCUCGAGUUGCAGAUUCAACGGCGUCAUAAGGUACUCAAAAAUAGUGUCGGUAGAUAGAGAGGCAAUAACAAUGUUUGCCUGCAUCGGCCCCGAUUCCUACCUCGCCUGGAGACUUGCCGAAACAUGCAUGUUGGCGACUUGAUCUAGCAAGGCUCGCGGUGACGUCAAUCAUAAAUGAG